AUGCCGCGUGCCCACGACGACUGGGACGACAACGCCCCCGCCACCCACAACGGUGGCAACGCGCCUAACCAGCACCACGGUCACCGCACCUCGCGCCAGCAAGGCGGCGACAACGCCUCGCACCAGCACGGCGUCAACCGCACCACCCACCAGAACGGCGUCAACCACCCCUCGCGCAAGCACGGCAACCGCGCCUCGCCCCAGAACGGCAUUGACACCUCGCACCACGGCGGCGGCCACCACCGCAACGGCGUUUCGCACCAGACCGGUGGCAACGCCUCGAACCAGCCCCUCAACGGCGACGCCCCCCUCGAGGAGGGCGGUCGUCGUCAUCGUCGUGGUUGCCGUCACCGCCGCGUUAGCCGCCGCGACGACGACAAUGACAACGACGAUGACCGCUACGAGGCCCUCGCUGCUGGUGGUGGCCGCCGUGACUACGACUCCGACCGCCGUACUGGUCGCGACGGUGGCCACGACCGCCGUAACACCCGUUCGCGCAGCCCUGCUCGCCACAACCCCGUCAAGCAUGAAGACCGCCAUGACCACGACGGUAGCAACGGCCACUUUGGUCCUCAGUACAACAGCCCUGCUCCUCAGUCCAACAACGCUGCUCCUCAGUCCAACAACGCUGCUCCUCAGUCCAACAACGCUGCUCCUCAGUCCAACAACGCUGCUCCUCAGUCCAACAACGCUGCUCCUCAGUCCAACAACCCUGCUCCCAAGACCACCUUCGGCAUGGCCUGUUACGACAAUGAGCACCGUCAUCACAUCACCGCAAUUUUUCUCGAACGCAUGUUUUUCGAGUACUGGAGGAGCAACCCCGUGCGCGCCUCUGAGAUCAUUGAGGAGGAGCUCCCCGCCAAUACCCGUGUGAGCUACGGCCACCUGUGGUACCCUAAUGAGGACCCCAACCGCCGUCUCGAUGACAAUGACUUCUUUCCUUGCAUCGGCCGCCGGCAGAUCCCAGGCGUCAACGGCUACUACUACGACCACCUUAUCGGCCCAACUACUCGCGAGUUCCUUUUCCGCCGAUUCCUUCGCGUUAACCCACGCCGCGCUGCAGAUCUCCUCAGUGUGAUAUCGCCAAACCGCACCCCGCUCAACCACCACCAGAGCACGAGCGGACAGCAGCCUGCCGUUGGAGGCAACGUGGCCCGCCCCCUCGCGACCUCGAACAUCCAAACCGACCGCUACGAGCCCGAGAUCGUUCAGUGCGUGCGUGAGGACGAACGUCGCCGUGCCCUCCAGAUCGGAGGCGGCUCUGUUGCCGGUGAGGACAAGAUUGGCACCGGGCUCGCCGGCCAGAAUGGCCACAACGCGGCGUAG
Molecule: messenger RNA, 1326 nt
Organism: Vanrija pseudolonga
Lineage: Eukaryota; Fungi; Basidiomycota; Tremellomycetes; Trichosporonales; Trichosporonaceae
Exons: 1
Coding region: 1-1326 (441 amino acids)
Source: RefSeq, a predicted model, not a curated record